Messenger RNA from Colletes gigas, 835 nucleotides. RefSeq names its product splicing factor 3B subunit 6 (gene Sf3b6). Gene Ontology annotation, cellular component: ribonucleoprotein complex; nucleus; cytoplasm. Gene Ontology annotation, molecular function: mRNA binding. The transcript has 3 exons. Bases 144 to 521 code for a protein of 125 amino acids. The record is from RefSeq and is a predicted model, not a curated record. NCBI's taxonomy places the organism in Eukaryota, Metazoa, Arthropoda, Insecta, Hymenoptera, Colletidae.
GCUGCUCCCUGGUAGCAUAAACUCUGCAAAUGUGUUUUUGGUUAUCUUGACGUUUGGAGAAAAGGUGUUGUUUUCGUUUAAAGAAAUUUGUUUUGCGGUUAUAUUUUCACAUUAAGAAAGAAAAAAACCUUUGUGUUUCAAACAUGACUAUGGCUAUGCUGCAACGAAGAGCUAACGUGAGGUUACCUCCCGAAGUAAAUAGAGUGUUAUAUAUAAGAAAUUUGCCCUAUAAAAUUACAGCUGAAGAAAUGUAUGAUAUUUUUGGCAAAUACGGAGCCAUUAGACAAAUCAGGGUGGGUAACACUGCUGAAACUAGAGGGACAGCUUUUGUUGUUUACGAAGAUAUAUUCGAUGCAAAGAAUGCAUGCGAUCAUUUAAGCGGUUUCAAUGUUUGCAACCGGUACCUGGUAGUUUUAUACUAUCAAAGCAAUAAGGCAUUCAAACGGGUUGAUGUUGAUAAAAAGAUGGAGGAAAUAGAUAAAUUAAAAACAAAGUAUAAUCUGAACGAGGAUAAGAAAUAGCUACGUAAUGCUUUUAAAUUAAACUAGGGUUAAGUUUAAAUUUAUGUAAUUUCCUAAUUAAUAGUUUAGGAAUUUUUGAGGCUGGAAUAGUUUUCGUAAAAUCCCAUCGUUGUAAUUCUCUUUCCGAAUCGAACAAUUGUUUUACAAUGAUUCUCGCAGGUUCCAGAGCAAUCUAAAUAUGUAUGCAACAUUUUAUGUAUAUGUAAAUAAGGUGCAGCCAGUUUGUGUAUAUAAUUUUUAAUAAAGUGGAUUUUUAUAGGUUCCUAGACGGAUGCACUUUUUUUUGCUCAGGAUGAAUGAUAAAAUAUAAAAAU